GUUGGAUACUUUUUACUCUGUUAUAAGCCACCCAAAAUAAGAAAAGACCUUGUUGAUUGACUUGUGAAAGCGGGAAAUAAAAUUUUCCACGAGACUUAUUCUACUGGCGUUUGAAGGUGAGUUUCCACAGAGGUUUAAAUUCCACCACUACCACCCACCAGAUUCCCCUCAAAAACCAAACACUCCACUAAGUUACAUCACAACUUAACCGCCACUUUUCAUCAUUCACUCAUCUCUUUCUUUCUCUCUCUCUCUCUCUCUAACCAUGACAACGUUGGAGAUCACUGUUGUGUCCGCUGAAGGUCUCAACCAACACUCUUCUUACUUCAACCGCAUAAGACCCUUCUUCACUCUCACCAAGCUCCCCGCACAAAUCCUCUACCACUACGACGGAGGAGGAACAGGGGAUCACGUGUUCCGCGUCCCACUCGAUCCAACCUUCUUCUCCGACACGUAUUCCCGCCUCCAUCUCCACCUCUACAACGACCGUCGCUUUGUGGGGCCCACGAUCCUCGGAUGGUGUCUGAUUCCGCCCUCCGACAUUGCCUUCCCACCCUCUCACUCCCUUCGCUACCUCAGUUAUCGGUUACGGGCAAAAGACGGUUCCAAAACCCACCUCAUCCUCAACCUUUCCCUCCGCUUCCAGGGCUCCCUCUACCAAUCCCAUCCCGCCACCUGUCAGUCGGUCAUUGGAAUUCCCGUCACAGCGCUUCGCAAAUUUGGCAGCACCACCGCUGCCCCAACCGCAAGUGAACAAUCCAAUAUGGAAACGGACUUUUAAUUUUCUUUUUUAGUUUUAGUUUUCCUUUUAAACAAUAAAAAUAAUUAAAAUUGUUGAA
Vigna angularis (adzuki bean) is the source of this 839-nucleotide messenger RNA. RefSeq lists its product as uncharacterized. Bases 266 to 781 code for a protein of 171 amino acids. NCBI's taxonomy places the organism in Eukaryota, Viridiplantae, Streptophyta, Magnoliopsida, Fabales, Fabaceae. The transcript has a single exon. The record is from RefSeq and is a predicted model, not a curated record.